GCUUGGACCGCAUCACCACGAUCACGACCUUGCGCCGACUGCUUUGCCCUACUAACCAACGACUUUACUACAAGUCUAGAGCAGAUCGCCAAGAUGCAGUCCUCUCAGCCCGCCCAAGCCAUGAGCGGCGUCAACAUCUCCAAGCGCAGAAAGUUCGUCGCUGACGGUGUUUUCUACGCCGAGCUCAACGAGUUCUUCCAGCGUGAGCUUGCUGAGGAGGGUUACUCUGGCGUCGAGGUCCGCGUCACCCCAACCGUGACCGACAUCAUCAUCCGUGCCACACACACCCAAGAGGUUCUUGGUGAGCAGGGUCGCCGAAUCCGCGAGCUCACCUCCCUCAUCACCCACCGAUUCAAGUUCCCACCGGACAGCGUCUCCCUCUACGCCGCCAAGGUCCAAUCCCGUGGUCUCUCCGCUGUCGCCCAGUGCGAGUCCCUCCGCUACAAGCUUCUCAACGGUCUCGCUGUUCGACGUGCAUGCUACGGUGUGCUCCGGUUCAUCAUGGAGUCCGGCGCCAAGGGUUGCGAGGUUGUCGUGUCCGGCAAGCUGCGUGCUGCCCGUGCCAAGUCUAUGAAGUUCACUGAUGGCUUCAUGAUCCACUCUGGUCAGCCAGCUAAGGACUUCAUCGACAGCGCCACUCGACACGUCCUCCUGAGACAAGGUGUGCUGGGUAUCAAGGUCAAGAUCAUGCGCGCAUCUUCAUCACCAAACGACCCAUCCGGCGAGAAAGCUGGCGGCAAGGGUCUUCCAGACUCCGUUACCAUCAUCGAGCCAAAGGAGGAGCAGCCUAUCCUUGCUCCAUCAUCUCAGGAUUACGGUGCCAAGGCCGCGCAGGCUCAGCAGGCUUAUGCACAGCAGCAGGCAGCUGAGCAAGAAGGUGCGCCGGCAGAGGAUGGUGCUCAGCCGGAGUACUAAGGGCGUUGAAUCUGCUGCAUUUUCUGCUACGAAGUCUUCAUGUUCAUGGAACCGGAGUUGGUAUGAAAGCGGUCAUCAAGGGUUUCAGUACAGCACAUAUUUUGUAGCUGUGGAGGCAUAAGGUCUUCAGCAAAAAGAACCCAGUGCUCAGACAUGAAACAUGCAUGAACGAUUUCAAAAUCUC
Molecule: messenger RNA, 1099 nt
Organism: Pseudocercospora fijiensis CIRAD86
Lineage: Eukaryota; Fungi; Ascomycota; Dothideomycetes; Mycosphaerellales; Mycosphaerellaceae
Exons: 3
Coding region: 94-915 (273 amino acids)
Biological process (GO): translation
Cellular component (GO): cytosolic small ribosomal subunit; nucleus
Molecular function (GO): structural constituent of ribosome; RNA binding
Source: RefSeq, a predicted model, not a curated record